ACUAGGAGGCAGAUAAUACUGCAGUUACAAACCUGCAGCCCUAGCCAUGUUUACUCAAUAAAUCCGGUGAAAUUCAAUGGGGUAUACUCCCAGUGCUGAGCCAAUGAAGAGAGAACUAAACCUAAAGUUAGCCUGUUAUCGCUGAAGGCUUCUGCAAAAGCGAGAAAAGCAACACAAAAAUGUUCUUGUUUUGAACAUCAUUAGGAGUUUGAACUGAGUACAGAACCACUGAGUCACACAGUGUGUACCAGACUCCAGGACACUGAGCUGAAGGAAUUUAAUGAAGAGCUUCAAAAGCAAAUCCUCAAGAGGCUAAGGCUGCAGUCCUAACCCCACUUACCUGGGACUGGAUUAAAGAUAACAAGCACCAUAAACUACUCACCGAUUACCAUUAACAACUGGAAUUUCCAACAUGUUGACAAUUGUCAUGAUAAUUAUCUUGUGAGACAUACAACAGAGCAAGGCAAGUUAUAUAGUAUUGGUCUGGUUGAUGCAUUAUAACAAAUAUUAGAAGAUAGCUUGCAUGACCUCAGUGUAUGAAUGCUCUGAAGCCACUUGAGGCUGCCAGGUCAAGGCCUGGGAUCUUCUGGGAGCCUAAUGUAUGCCAUCUUAGUUUCCAUGAUGAAAGGAAGGUGGGAUAUAAAUGUUUCCAUCAACACUUGGCUUAAAUUGUUUCAAGUCAUCAUAUUAAAGACUCUAUGGCAUCGGAGAUGAACCCAGUAGGGCAUUCCCAGCUACCGUCAGCUGAUGGAUUUUCUCUUUCUGAAGCUCCUCAUUUAUUUGGUUUACUUCCAGAGGCAAUGACUUCUCCAGUGCAAGAUUCUGAUGUGUCACCCUAUUCACAGUACAACGCUGUGCACUUUUCUCCAGUACAGCCUCCAAUUUCUUCGCCACCUUAUUACUCCAGCCUUAGCAUCUGUCCGCAGCAGCCUGAAGAAUGGUUUUCACCUGUAAUGUAUGAGCUCAGAAAAAUGCCCUCUGAUAACUUUUUCACAAAGGAGCCAGACCUCGGGGGGAUGCCUGUGGUCAAGAAGUCUCGGAUGGGCCCUUCCUCUGGAAGAAUGAAAGGAGAGGAGCUGUGUGUUGUCUGUGGUGACAAGGCCUCUGGGUACCAUUACAAUGCCCUUACUUGUGAAGGCUGCAAAGGUUUCUUCAGAAGAAGUAUCACCAAAAAUGCUGUAUACAAGUGUAAAAAUGGAGGGAACUGUGAGAUGGACAUGUAUAUGAGAAGAAAGUGUCAGAAGUGCCGUUUGCAGAAGUGCAAAGAAGUAGGAAUGCUAGCUGAAUGUUUGUUAACAGAAAUACAGUGCAAGUCAAAACGGCUAAGAAAAAAUAUAUCCCAGCCUCUAAACCAGACAACUGGUGAAGAUACUGAGGGGCCUGACUUGAAGCAAGUGUCAUCUACGACCAAACUCUACAAGGAGAAAGUAGAACUAACCCCAGAACAGCAGAAUCUUCUUCACUAUAUCAUGGAUUCAUAUAAUAAACAACGAAUUCCUCCUGAAGUGUCCAGAAAGCUUUUGCAAGAAGAAUUCAGUGCUGAGGAAAAUUUUCUCAUCUUAACAGAAAUGGCCACCAGUCAUGUACAGGUCCUUGUGGAAUUCACCAAAAGAUUACCAGGUUUUCAAACCCUUAACCACGAGGAUCAGAUUGCUUUGCUAAAGGGUUCCGCAGUGGAAGCCAUGUUUCUUCGGUCAGCUGAGAUUUUCAACAGGAAACUUCCUAUUGGGCAUGCUGACCUCCUAGAAGAAAGAAUUCGCAACAGUGGUAUCUCAGAUGAAUACAUAACACCCAUGUUCCAUUUCUAUAAAAGUGUUGGGGAACUGCAGAUGAGUCAAGAAGAAUAUGCUCUACUCACAGCAAUAGUUAUCUUAUCUCCAGACCGGCAAUACGUACAGGAUAGAGAGUCUGUGGAAAGGCUUCAAGAGCCACUGCUUGAAGUUCUGCAAAAAUUCUGCAAACUUUAUCACACAGAUAAUCCUCAACACUUUGCAUGUCUCCUGGGUCGUCUUACAGAACUGCGGACUAUUAAUCACCACCACGCAGAUAUGUUGAUGUCUUGGCGAGUUAAUGACCACAAGUUUACACCUCUUCUUUGUGAAAUAUGGGAUGUACAGUGAUUUUUUUAAAAAAAAAAUUUGAUUGUAAUCCUAAGCACAUUUACUUGGAACCAAUGGAACUUACUUCAUGUACGUGCAUUCAGGGUCAGGUCCUUUGUUUUGUAAUUAUUAUUUUUUAAACCACAAAAAAAAACAUUCAUAGUAAGUUUUUCUUAUUGGAGUUUACAUUGAUUAUUAUUUACCAAGCACUAUUAAAAUACUUUCACAUGGGAAGCUGGACUAACUGACCUGGCCUCUAAGCAUCUUGGAACAAAAAUGAACUCCCUCCUUCAUGCCUAAGCAGGUAUCCUGUUGUUCCUUUUGAAAUUAAACUGAUUGUAUCUCCAUUUCUUCCUUUUAAAUUCAUGAGAAGAUGUCCAUGUUUGUUCAUCACUUACUCUAAAUGCUUCAUUAAUACACAGUGUUGUAGUUGGUGUAAGAAGUCAGUAAAAAUAACUCUGCCCAAGCAUCUGUGUUUGUGUGUGUGUUCAAACACUCCAGAAUAUUAUUUUUUAAAAAUAUUUUUGUUAAAUUUUCAAAAAAGGACAACAUACAGCAGGUUAUAUUAACUUGUACAUGCUUUUCUCAAGUAAACAACUGAACGUAAAAUAUAAACUUAUGCA
Molecule: messenger RNA, 2722 nt
Organism: Rhineura floridana
Lineage: Eukaryota; Metazoa; Chordata; Lepidosauria; Squamata; Rhineuridae
Gene: NR1H4
Product: nuclear receptor subfamily 1 group H member 4
Exons: 15
Coding region: 699-2120 (473 amino acids)
Biological process (GO): bile acid signaling pathway; cell differentiation; negative regulation of inflammatory response
Molecular function (GO): nuclear receptor activity; zinc ion binding; bile acid binding
Source: RefSeq, a predicted model, not a curated record